CACAAUCAGUAAAUGAGAUCCGGUACAUUCCUAAGUGAAGUUAUGGCCUUCCUCCGGAUUGAGGUAUUAGAUUUUCGGUCCGUGCACUCAAUGAUGAAACCGACACGGUCUCUGCCUCGGACUGCAACAAGUCCGAUGCCAAGAAUAAAGGGACACAGCAUUUCGGCACCAGCAGCAGCAAGCGAAUAGUCAGAAGGACGUAGACAGCCUUCGAGUGAUUGUUGCGCCGAGUAUUCCUCGACGGUUUCAGACCGACAUCAUUUCAGUCGCGUGUAAGCAGUCGAUCGUUGAACGUUGUGUCGAUUGACGGCACCAUCGAUGGGUUAUCAGCAUUCGUGCUCUUUUAUUAUUUGGAUAUAAUCAAACCGAACAGCCGAAUCGAAUAAAGAUGGAAAUGAACAACAGUCCGAUUUCCGUGAUCUCGUCGAAGAAGAACUCUGUUCACGGCGAUGAAACAACUUUUAAGCAGCCACUUGGUAAUAGUGGAACUUAUGGAGCAUUCCAAUCGAAGGAUCCCAUUCUAGCGAUAGAGAAGAGCAGCGAUACCACAAAAAAUGGAACUAAUGAGCAUGGUAUCUCUGUGAACCAUCCCACCUCGUACCUGGAAACGAUGAUGCAUCUAUUCAGGGGUAACGUCGGUUCGGGGAUCUUUGCGUUGGGAGAUGCUUUCAAGAACGCUGGAUUGUUGUUGGCACCACCGCUAACGAUCUUUCUUGGUAUCAUUUGCGUGCACGCUCAACACGUUCUCAUUAAAUGCAAUAAAGAGGUGACGCGUCGUGUUGGUCAUGAUACUAACACAACUGGAUUCGCCGGAACUGUGGAAAUGUGCUUUGCUACUGGUCCCAUUAGAUUUCGUAAAUAUUCGACUUUUAUGAGAAAGUUGGUUAAUGUAUUUUUGUGUGUCACGCAAUUCGGAUUCUGCUGCGUUUAUUUCGUUUUUAUUUCCACAAACAUGAAACAGGUACUGGACGCGCACGGAAUUGAGAUGGACGUUCAUGAGCAUAUGGCCGUAGUAUUGAUUCCCAUAAUGCUUAGUACUUGGAUCAGAAAUCUCAAGUAUCUGGUACCUGUGAGCUCGAUAGCGAAUUUCCUAAUGAUCGCUGGUUACAUCGCCACCGUAUACAUCAUGAGCUACGAUGUGCCAUCCAUUCACGAGAGAAAAUUCGUCGCGGAUUGGAACAAUCUACCUCUGUUCUUCGGCACUGUGAUAUAUUCUUUCGAGGGUAUUACUUUAGUACUGCCAUUAAUGAAUGAAAUGAAGAAACCUAGCAAUUUUAAUAAAGUAUUUGGUGUUCUUAAUGUCGGUAUGGUGAUAGUCGGCGUUAUGUUCGUCACAAUGGGUUUCCUGUCUUAUUUGAAAUAUGGUGAUGAUGUCGCCGGUUCGGUCACACUCAAUCUUGCACCACAGGAAAUGGUGGACGGAAAAGUCAUCAAUCAAUUAAGUUUGCCGCAAUGCAUCAAGAUUGCCAUCUCUUUGAGCAUAUUACUUACCUACGCGUUGCAGUUUUAUGUCCCGAUUGCAAUAAUAUGGCCUGGCAUCGUUGACAGAUUUGGUCCAUUUAGAUGGCCAGUGUUCACCGAGAUCUUAUUUCGUUCCACCAUGUGUCUUGUUACCUUUAUUUUGGCAGAGGCAGUACCAAAAUUGGGUCUCUUCAUAUCGCUGGUCGGAGCUGUUAGUAGCACCGCCCUGGCUCUCGUGUUUCCACCGAUGAUCGAGAUGAUCGUCUGUUGGCACAACGCCAGUUUCGGUUUCUUCACAAUCACAAAGGACAUGAUCAUAAUACUAAUCGGCGUGUUGGGUUUCAUCACUGGAACGUAUGAGAGCGUGACGUCGAUCGUCAAGUCGUUCAGCAAUUAAAUUAAAUUACGCGCUUCAGACACUCUGUACAAAUUAUUCUUAAUUUAUAUCUCCUAAACGCGUACGCGCGCAAGUUUAAAUGGACCAUGACACCUACGGUAUUUCCUUGCGUGGAUAGUGAAAUUCGCGCACUUCAAAAUUCUGUAUGCUCGUAUAGAUGUCGGCCGUGUCUCAUACACCGACAUUAGCCAUUUUAACGUGACGAUAAUAAUUUAUGUGUGAUAUAUCAAUAGAUAGCUAAUAAGGUAUAACAUAGGUUGCGCACACCAAUGAUUGUUAAUAGUAAUCAGUCAAACAGCGCAAGUCCUUUGAGUUUGUCUUGUUUGACUUGUGCUUUAUUUGUGCGUUUAAUAAAUUCACAUGGAUUUGAACUUUAAUAGAAAGAGUGAAAGCCAUAGUGAUAUA
Messenger RNA from Trachymyrmex cornetzi, 2263 nucleotides. Its product is annotated as proton-coupled amino acid transporter 1. Gene Ontology annotation, cellular component: vacuolar membrane. The record is from RefSeq and is a predicted model, not a curated record. The transcript has 11 exons. Lineage: Eukaryota; Metazoa; Arthropoda; Insecta; Hymenoptera; Formicidae. Gene Ontology annotation, molecular function: L-amino acid transmembrane transporter activity. Bases 389 to 1858 code for a protein of 489 amino acids. Gene Ontology annotation, biological process: amino acid transmembrane transport.